Messenger RNA from Coregonus clupeaformis (lake whitefish), 1704 nucleotides. Its product is annotated as tropomyosin alpha-1 chain. Gene Ontology annotation, cellular component: actin filament. Bases 115 to 1095 code for a protein of 326 amino acids. The record is from RefSeq and is a predicted model, not a curated record. NCBI's taxonomy places the organism in Eukaryota, Metazoa, Chordata, Actinopteri, Salmoniformes, Salmonidae. Gene Ontology annotation, biological process: actin filament organization; cardiac muscle contraction. The transcript is spliced from 10 exons. Gene Ontology annotation, molecular function: actin filament binding.
ACAGUCAGAAAGAGCUUGCACUCCAACGCAACGUUCAGUAAGGCACAGACGCUCAGUCUCUCUCCUCCGCUCUCUUUUGGAACAUUUGGUGGAGCAAACAAAAAAUAAGCAGCCAUGGAUGCCAUCAAGAAGAAGAUGCAGAUGCUUAAGCUCGACAAGGAGAAUGCCUUGGACAGAGCUGAGGGAGCCGAGGGAGACAAGAAGGCAGCAGAGGACAAGAGCAAACAGUUAGAGGAUGAAAUAAGUGAAUUGGAAAAGAAAUUGCGGAUCACCGAAGAUGAGAGAGAUAAAGUAGUUGAUGAAUUCCAAGCCGCCGAGGAAAAGAUGCUGAGCGCCGAGGAGGUGGCCACCAAGCUCGAGGAUGACUUGGUAGCUCUGCAGAAGAAGCUGAAGGGAACAGAGGAUGAGUUGGACAAGUACUCUGAGUCUCUUAAGGAUGCCCAGGAGAAACUUGAGCUGGCUGAGAAGAAAGCCACCGAUGCUGAGGCCGAUGUCGCUUCCCUUAACAGACGUAUCCAGCUGGUUGAGGAGGAGUUGGAUCGUGCUCAGGAGCGUCUGGCAACUGCCCUGACCAAGCUGGAGGAGGCUGAGAAGUCUGCUGAUGAGUCUGAGCGAGGCAUGAAGGUAAUUGAGAACAGAGCCUCCAAGGAUGAGGAGAAGAUGGAGCUGCAGGAGAUCCAGCUGAAGGAGGCCAAGCACAUCGCUGAGGAGGCUGACCGCAAAUACGAGGAGGUUGCCCGUAAGCUGGUCAUCAUUGAGAGUGAUCUGGAGCGUUCAGAGGAGCGCGCUGAGCUUUCAGAAGGCAAAUGCUCUGAGCUUGAAGAAGAGUUGAAAACUGUGACCAACAACCUGAAGUCACUGGAGGCCCAGUCUGAGAAGUAUUCGCAUAAGGAGGACAAGUAUGAGGAGGAGAUGAAGGUCCUCACCGACAAGUUGAAGGAGGCUGAGACUCGUGCUGAGUUUGCUGAGAGAUCAGUAGCCAAGCUUGAGAAGACCAUUGAUGACUUGGAAGAGAAACUGGCACAUGCUAAAGAAGAGAACCUUGAUAUGCACCAGAUGCUGGACCAGACUCUAAUGGAACUAAAUAACAUGUGAAAGCCUGGUUUACCUACUAUGGUUUGGGCUUUUUGUAUUUGCACCUUGCUUGCCAUGAGCCCUCAUUCCAUUCCAUGCCCAUGGUGAGGAACACGUAACCAGAUGCUUUUCCUUUUGCACCAUCCUGCUUUAAGUGGAACUCAACGAGGGAGCAGAACUAAGGGAAAGGUACAACAUUUCCUUAAUGAAGCCCACAAUGAGAAACACUUAUUUUUGCCAGCUGAUUUAUAAUGAUGUCAGCAUUUUGUAAUCAUUGACAUUAGUUAUCAGGUGAAAUGACGUGUCAUUUGCUACAAAGGUUGUUUUUGGGUCAUUCCACCAAUUCAGUGCCUUUUGAGAUGUGUAACUUGGUGGGGGGAAAAACAUUUAAUUUCACCAAAUUUUAACAUUCUGUCAUAAAGAACAUAUGUUCAACUUAAUGAAAAAUAUGUUUUCUCAUCUUAAGGUUAAAUAAAUAAAAAUGACAAAGUGCCAUAUAAAGUAACAGGGUUGACAAUUUCAUCGUAAAUCAGCCAUAAAUUCCCUUGUGACAGGGAAUGGAAGGUUGUUGUGUGCAACAGGGAGCGGCAAUUGAAUGCAAGCUUCACAAAUAAAAUGAAAUUCUUCAAA